Cryptomeria japonica (Japanese cedar) is the source of this 666-nucleotide messenger RNA. RefSeq lists its product as uncharacterized. Lineage: Eukaryota; Viridiplantae; Streptophyta; Pinopsida; Cupressales; Cupressaceae. The transcript is spliced from 3 exons. The coding region runs from base 1 to 666 and encodes 221 amino acids. The record is from RefSeq and is a predicted model, not a curated record.
AUGGCGGGGAGACCAGUGGCGGCGGGGCCAGCGGGCGUUGCAGGUGGCGGCGAAGAGCUGCAGCAAGAGGCCAGUGGUGGCCGGGGGAAGCAUCAGAAGGUGGGCGCAGGCGCUGCAAGGCCGGCGGCAGUGCGGUCGGGAGGCGGGAGUUCGACGGCGAGCGUGGGCGACGUGAGCGGCGGGGGCCGCAGGGAGUUGCCGAUGAAGAUAAUGGGAUUAGGAGAAUGGGUGAGGAGCUUAAGAUUGAAGGGAAGGGCGAAUACAUAUAGUGAGAUGAACAUGUGUGAAGAAGCAGUUGAAGAGAGGCGACACCAGAUUGCCCAGAUGAUGAUAAACAAAAUCUUGAAGCAGGCGGAUCGGCCAAAACCUAAGCCAGCUUUGAGGAUAAGUGGGUGGCGGUCGGGUGGCAUUCCGGUGGUUGGGCGGUGGUUAGCCGGAAAAAGGGGUCGCUGGGGCGACGGGCCGGAGGUGAGCGGCGACCGGGAAGCUGGGUGCAGUAGUAGCGGCGACAGAGCCCAAGCGAAGGGCCCGCAGGCAGCGGGAGGUCGGGGGCUGGGAGCGGUGAGCACAGGUGCAGCGGAGGCUGCUGGCGGAGUGGCGGCCGAGGGUCGGGGGGGCCGGAGGCCGGGGAGGUUCGGGUUGGUGGCAGGGGCCAGGAGCCGAUAG